UCGCAUUUCCACGUCGAAAUACGGCCUUGGACGGCCAAUUUCCCGUGUUCAUUAACGUAACACGUAAAGGGUAUUCCGCCCCCACCCAUAUAUACGACGCCUCGUCUGUAACGCGCUUUCUCCAACCCCUUCGUACUCCACAUCCCAAUGUCGUCCUCCGCCACAUACCCGCCGUUUGCUCCAGUGGACACGUCAAGCCACCCGGUCAAGGACGACCUUGAGUCGCCGAGCAUCUCGAGCACCAACGCUCUCGCCCGCUUCGAGUUUGAGGCCGGCCAUGGCAGAGAAGGCACCAAGAUUCUCAUGGUAGAGUGGGAGGACGACGACACAACACGCGGCGUCCGCGGCGACUGGCAUAUCUCUUGGGAGGGCAAGGGCAAGACCACAGUGCUGCCCGCUGAGGACCAGCCGAGCAACGAUGUGAACCGCAUCUAUUUCCUGCUCGCCCCAGGGGUCGCCGUGCCCUCUGGCGUCACGCUUACACACCGGCCGCAGGACAGCAACAGACUGACCGUAGUAUGGCACACAAACCCGCUCCCCGCGAUAUUCCCUCCCGAGCUAGGGGCGUCGGCGCGCGCAGCGGGCAAGAAGGGCAUCCUGCACACAAUAUGGGCGAAGAAGCGGCUGCAGGUGCUGCAAAAGGAGAUUGAGGAGGAGUCGAAAAACAACGUCGAGGGCAUAGGCUUCCUGAUGGCAGUGCAAGAAAAGGAGUGGAUCGAGCAGACCUUCGGCGUGAAUGCGAAGCCUGCAGGCCUCAGCAUCUCGCUGGCCGAGCCCACCGUGGCGCCCUUGGGCCCUGCAAGCCCCCGCUCGCCGGGCGGAGGGCGGCUGAUGGAGAAGCUGCGCGGCCUCAAGCUCGGAACCAGCGAGAAGGACCUCACUGCGAAAUCCGAUCCCUCCGAAAUGCCGCACUCGAACCCCCUCUCUCCCGAAUCCUCGGAUGUGGCGGUCUCUUCGUUCGCCGCGUUCAAGGGCACGAAUCCUGCAACGCUUGCAGCGAAGCCCCCGCAGCCCCCGCAGACGACCCGCAAAGUCGCCGCAGCGGUCCCGCCGCCCUCCAUUGUGGCACAGCAGCAGCAGCAACAGUCGUCCGGCAUGGCAUCCCUGAAUGCAUUUACCGCGCCCGAGGUCCCGAUGUUCCAGUCCCGGGGCCCGCCCUUACCGGACGACGAUAAGGAUGAGGGGCUGUUUGCGCUUCCUAUAUCGCCGCGCAGUCCGGAGAUGGGGAAGAGCCCGUUUUCGUUCGCUGGGAACGAGACGGCGAAAUAUGUCCAGGGAGAGAAGGUGUGAGGCGCGCGGUAGGGGAGUGUGGAGUUUUGGUCUUCUGGUUCUGCGC
This is a messenger RNA of Trematosphaeria pertusa, 1336 nucleotides long. RefSeq lists its product as uncharacterized. Lineage: Eukaryota; Fungi; Ascomycota; Dothideomycetes; Pleosporales; Trematosphaeriaceae. Bases 148 to 1290 code for a protein of 380 amino acids. The record is from RefSeq and is a predicted model, not a curated record. The transcript has a single exon.